This is a messenger RNA of Diabrotica virgifera virgifera (western corn rootworm), 2786 nucleotides long. It is a transcript of the gene Hsf, whose product is annotated as heat shock factor protein 1. The coding region runs from base 539 to 2644 and encodes 701 amino acids. Gene Ontology annotation, biological process: regulation of DNA-templated transcription. NCBI's taxonomy places the organism in Eukaryota, Metazoa, Arthropoda, Insecta, Coleoptera, Chrysomelidae. The transcript is spliced from 3 exons. Gene Ontology annotation, molecular function: sequence-specific DNA binding; DNA-binding transcription factor activity. The record is from RefSeq and is a predicted model, not a curated record.
UUUCAUGUUGUCUGCACUGGACUGAAGUUAAACGCGAGUUGUGGAAGUUUCUUGUAGAGGUGUGAAGGUAGCCACGCUUUCUUUCUCCUUUUCCAGAGAUUUCAUAGGAAAAUAGGAAACAAACAAGGAAUCAGAAUCAAGUCUAUAAAAAAUGUAUGUAUAACUGGUUGUGUGUACUGCAUUAAGUGUUUUCCACAAUUCUGAAAUCAUAAAUACAAAAGUUCUCUUCCCAUUCCAAAUGGUUAGUUGAAGAAGACGGAAUAGGAAAUACGGUAUUAGAAUAAGAAGAAGAGAAAGUCUCAAAAGUAAAAAAUUUACGUCACUCUAAAAAAUGAUGUCAAAGUCAGAUCCUGUAAUACUAUGUUUACUAUUAAAAAACGACUAGAAAUUUGAUCAAUUACCAUUUUAUAAACUCUCUGACCUAUAAAUAAUUUCGAUAUUAUUUUCAGUUUGGUGAAGUUAAAUUUGCACCUUAUUUGUUUUGCGUCGAAGUGUUAACCUCAUUUCGUGGGAAAAGUUUUUCAGGUGUAGCCUCAGAAUGGACGACCCCAUCAAAUAUGAAGAGCAGGCUCAAGUUCAAACAAUUCCCCUAUUCAUAAAAAAGCUAUGGAAAAUGGUUAAUGACGUAGAUUCGGAUAAUAUCAUUAGUUGGAAUGUAGAAGGAGACAGUUUUAUUAUACAUGACCAACUACAAUUCAUUAUCAAAUUAUUACCUCACUAUUUUAAGCAUAACAAUAUGGCUAGUUUUGUAAGACAGUUAAAUUUUUAUAACUUUCAUAAAGUUCCAAGUGUAAAUAAUGAAGUGCAGUUUUCUCAUGAAUGCUUCAUCAAAGACAUGCCCGAAGUGUUAUCAUACAUCAGACGAAAAAACCCUGUAGUUAAGCAGAAAGCAGUGCCUAAUUUUAAAGAACAAGAAGUACAAGGUCUUCUAAAAGAUGUUAAAAGUUUAAAAGGAAAACAUUCAUUAGUUGAUAAGGAACUUGCUAUGCUGAAGCAAGAAAACCUCGCCUUAUGGACAGAAUUAAAUUCACUUAGAGUAAAAUAUACAAAACAGUCGACCAUCAUCAACAUGCUUAUACAUUUCUUAAUCACAUACAUACAUUCACAUCAAACUGCAUUUACUAAACAGAACAUAGAUGCUUCGUCAAGUCCUCUUAGUAGAAACAAUAUCAAAGUAGGGCCACAACUACUAGAAAUAGGUUAUAAGAAUCCCAAGAAGUCCCCUGCACAGAAUCCAUAUACAGUUCUGCAACCAGGUACUAGUGAUUCAGUAACAUAUUCAUUGGAGUUGCCCGAAACUUGUGGGCCUGAAGUGAAAAGGCAGAGGAUAAGUCCCAAAGGUUUAAAUGAUCUAGGCUUUCCAGGAAUGAGUUCAUUAAAGAAGCCUGGGAUUACCUAUUCCAUUAAAUUGCCAAGUCAAGCUGAGAAACUUAUGCAACCUGACAUUCCUAGAUCAUUACUGGAGAUAUUAAAGCAGAAUGAGCAACUAUGUGAAGACGAAAGCGAUGACAUAUGCUCAAAUCUUCAAGCAGCAGAGAAUUUAAUACACCUCAAGGAAGAACCUGCUGAUCUACAGGAGGAUAUGAUGACAGACGACGAUGCCGAUACAGACAAUUAUUACACGGUUAGUUAUCCUUCUGAAGCAGCAAAAGAAGUUAUACUCGAAGAACAGACAGCAGCAGAGAGUCCACAUGACGGACCAAUAAUAGAGAGCGCGCCAGAGAGUGUGGUUGAUCAAGGAACUCAAGUUUUUUCUCCUUCGGAAAUUCCUGUGAUUAUUUCGCAGGAAGUACCUGUCAAAACACCUUCUGGUAAAACUAACUUGACCAUUUCGUAUCCAAAUUCACCAAAUGUUAACCAGACCUCAAACAAAAAGAAAAUAAAGGUCUUCGACCAUGUAUUUAUACCCAACAAACAAACUUUAUUAAAGGGAACCUCUAAAUUGAAAUCUACCGUAACUGCCCCCAAAUCAGGUAAAGUGUUACCUUCAAAAGGUGUGGCCUCGAAGUUAACAAGAAGGCUGUCGUCUCAGUCUCAGUCUAGUGAUAUCGAAGCAGCUGAAGGAACUCUUCUAGAAAUUCUAAAAGAAAAUGAGAAACUCAGUAAAGACAAUAUAAAAAAUCCAACUAUAGCCAAUUAUAAGCGUUCAAAUUUGGGGAAAAUAAUAAAUUCUGAUGCAAAUAUGGGUAAAUCUUUUGAUGACUACUUCAUAACUGAUACAGGUGCUACCGAGUUGUUGGGUUCCGAAACCCAAUCCAAAAACCAACCCGUUCCCGAAUCUCAGACAAAAUCACAAAGGACCGUGCCCGGCGCAUCAAAUGCUUCUUCUGUAUCAAAUAAUAAUGCUAAUUUUAAAAUUCUAGAGAGCCCUAAAGAGCAUUUUAGCAGCUAUGUCAGCAACACACAGGAAGAGAUUGACAUGCUGCAGGACAUCUUGAACAAUCUCACGUCGAAUGACUUGUCUGGGAUACUCGCAAACCAGGCAGGUCAACUUUCUGAUGAAGAUAUAUCUGCUAUCAAUGAAGAAAUCGAACAUGAGAAAGCUGUUGAUGAUAUGCCAGUAGAAGAGUUAGAUGACGAUAAUAGAGAUGAAGACGUAGACAAGUAUUUUAAAACGCAUUUUCUAGAUUUGGACAAUGUUUAAUGUUUUUAGUUAAGGUUUAACUAGUAUUUACCAAAUUAUAUUAAAUAUAAUGAAUGAUUCUAUCGGGUUAUGUUUUAGUUAAUUUCUUCAUAACAUUGUUGAUUGAAAGUAUUUUAUUCUAAUAAAAUUUAUAACAAAGUAA